Messenger RNA from Pararge aegeria (speckled wood butterfly), 3309 nucleotides. RefSeq names its product coiled-coil-helix-coiled-coil-helix domain-containing protein 7. NCBI's taxonomy places the organism in Eukaryota, Metazoa, Arthropoda, Insecta, Lepidoptera, Nymphalidae. The transcript has 3 exons. The record is from RefSeq and is a predicted model, not a curated record. Bases 93 to 347 code for a protein of 84 amino acids.
CAAAUUGUCAAUACAAAUCAAAACUCAAAACAUAAAUAUAUUUAGGUUUGGAAAAGUACCUAACAGAUUUAUUGUAAACCAAAAGAAAAACGAUGAAAAAUACCGAUGCAGAACGCUUCAAUCCAUGUUUAAAGGAGCAAGAAAAGUCAUAUCAAUGCCUUAAUAGAAAUGGAUUUAAUCAAGAAAAGUGUGAAGCCUAUUUCGAUAACUAUAACACUUGCAAAAAGUUCUGGGGUAAGGUGACCAAAGAUAGAAGAGUCAGAGGUAUUGUACCAUACUUGCCUAAUGUUGAGGAGAGGGAGAAAAUUAAAGCAGAAUAUAUUCAGAAGAUGGGAGGAAAGUCAUAAAUUUUAAUAAAAAAAGGAUUUUCCAUUAAGUUUAUCUAUCUUUAGUCACUGCCACAAGAAGCUACAAUUUUUUUAAAACUACUAAGUUAUUUUGACAAUUCAAUAAACUACUAUAAUCCCAAAUUCGGUAAACUCUUUUGAGUUCACUGAAUUUACAUAUUAUGUUGAAUGGAAUACUAACAUGCAAUUUCACUUGGUCAAGUUAUAUGUGUUUGUUUACAAAAUUUAUAGCUUCUUGUGACUGGGACUAAAUAAUGGAUUAAAAAUUGGUAUUUAUGAUUUCCAUGAUUCUGAACCAAAAUUUAUUAUUUAUUUAUGUACAGAAACCAGAUAUUUGAACAUACCAUUUCAAAUAUCAGUUUUUUGCCUAUUAGGAACUUUACAAUUAAAGAUUACAUUAAUGCAAUAAUUUAUGAAAGGGUUUUCUUUUUUUUUUUUAAUAUGCUAGAACUCGAACGAGGUUCUCGGGAAUUUGACUUUGAUUAUUGAAAUACUGUCUAUACUUAAUAUCAUAUUUGGCACUGGAACUGAAGUACGAUUGAAAAAACUUUACGUUUGGUAUCUGAUUUAUUGAGGUAGGUGUAGACUAUGUAGUAGUAUGCUGCGUCCGGUUAUUGACGCGGGCGAAGCCCCAGGGCACAUAUAGUUGUAUGUAAAAGUGGAAUAAUAAUUUGGUAAAUAGAAAAGUGUUUACUACAUGAGAAGGUUUUAAAUAUUGUGUUAUGACCACUACACAGUUUGGUUUACUCUUUGCAUUUAAUGUAAAGGCUGAAGUUUUAUAUAUAACUUAUUUACUGCUAUUAUUAUUCAUUCUACCACCCUGUUAUAUGUAGUUUAUACUUACUGUUUAAACUAAACCUUCUAUAUCGUGAAUGUAAUAUACUCUUUUAAAAAUAGUUUAUGGAUCUAACUUAUUAUAAAUAAUUUAUACAAUAAGCCUCAAGAUUUGCCAUAUUAAUAAAAUAUAUUUACAACACUAACUUUUUAUUCAAUGUAACAUUUCACUUCAAGGCACACACUAUAGGGUUCUAGUACUACCUCAAAUAAUAAAACAACCAAUUUUUUGUUUAUCGUAAAAUUAUAUUGUCACAUGAUAAUAAAGUGAUCAGUGAGAAGCGAUGACAUUCUGUGUAUAAGCGAUUAUCUAGCUAGCUAAGAGUAUUACUAAGCUAUCACAAUCACGAUCAAGGCAUAUUGGGAAGAACAUGUUCCAAAAUACAACCAACCAAAUGAUAGGAUAAUCACAAUGAAAUAUAUAAUAACACAAGAACUACCCUCGUCCUUAGCUCUCCUCACGGCGCUCCGCGUAACGUGAUUGAACUCAUUUUCUUUCAGGAUCCUUUUUUAUGAGAAUAGGGAUCCUUAGGGAAAACUCCUGUAACUUUAUAUAUUUCAUUGUGUCCUCUCACAAGAGUUUAAAUGCUAGAAGAUAGGAAUUUUAAAAUUGUCCAGAUUUGGACAAACCGAAACUAAACUUAACAGUGGGAAAGGUAAAAAAUAUUUCACUUAUUUUUUUAAUUUAACUAAAAAUGUGGUACACAUACAAAUUCCAUAAUAACUAUGCUUGUAGGUAAUUUGGCCUAACAAUUUUAUCUUAAGUUUUAUUUUUCUUAUUGAAAUAGGAAAAACGAUAGUCCCUCUCGCGUAAGACAACAUUUGUGGUAAGUAUCACUGGAUUUCUUCCCACACUUUUUUGAAUUCUUUAGUGUCUGUCAUUUUUCAACAAAUAUGAACCAGAAGACCAUAAUAUUAUUCCACACUUAAUCGUAGAGGCCAAAUACUGAAAGAAAAACAGAAAAUGUUACAGCAACUGGCAAGUGUGUAUAUACCCCAGUUUUUGUUAUCUUUUAUUAAAAUUGUUUUUUUUAAUGUUUCCUCUCUUACAAAUUUUCUCAAAUUCUGGUAAUAUACAGAUUUAUUUUUGAGUUAUACCACUUUUACACUGUGAAAGUACAUAAUUAUUAUUUAAAUUAUAUUAUAUAGUCUAUUUUCGUGGGUAAAAUAAACAAGAAUGACAAGCCUAUUAUUUUUUUAACAUAAAAUAAUAAUUGAUUUAUUUGAAACUUCUUAUAAUUAUUCUAGUAAUACUGAAAUUUUCAAUAAAAUGAAUUAUACAUUUUAUCUUAAUAUUAAAAUUCACUGGUGUUCCACAGUUUCUCUGUGUUCAUUCUUUUAUUUCACUUUCUAAACAAUAGACUAUGAUAAUAUUCUAUAGUAUAAACAGCCCAAGAGGGUGAGGCAAAAUUGUGUUGGCGUUUGAUUUAAGGUUGAAAGUUUGUAAGAUGGUUCUGCUAUCUAUACUAAAUCAUGGGAAAACAAAAGCUGCCAUCUAAUCUGUGGGAUUCCCAAGUGAAAGGAUUUAUAUUAUCAUUUAUAGGGUUGUUCGUCUAUCCAUCCAUGUUCAAGUCAUGUUUUCUCUGCAAUGUAAGUAUUGAGUUCCGACUUAGAAUGUAUACUAAAUACUAUAAUCAUUGACUCCAAUUAACUUCCUUCUUUAUAAUUUCAUGAAAUAAUUAUCGGAACCUUUUACUUGAUAAUUAUUAUAUAAAGUAAAGUUUCUUGAUAAUUGUUGUUUGAAAAUAUAAAAUCAAUUGAAAAGGGAAUACCUGGUGGCAUGCCUAUAGGAAAUGAGCUAGAAAAAAUUAAGUUCAAAUUAUUAACCUUUGAGCACGCAAUAUUACAAUGUUACUUGAUCAUUCAAGCACUGCAUGUCUAAAUACUAAACAAAGACGUAAUGCCAUAUGUGUACCAUACCAUAGCACGCAUGGUAUAUAAAUGUAACGCAGAAGCAUGUUACAAAGUUUCAGCUUUGAUCCAAACACAGUAAAUUUAAAAGAGGUAAAACAUUAAACUGGUAUUUAACUUUAUUAUACUUAACAUACAAUUAAUAAAAACUAUAUUCUAACAUACAAAAUGUAUAGCAAAACAAAUAAAAUAAUAAGAAGAAAUAUAUUUUGUCAUA